Messenger RNA from Polyodon spathula (Mississippi paddlefish), 2864 nucleotides. Its product is annotated as mitochondrial glutamate carrier 1-like. Gene Ontology annotation, molecular function: L-glutamate transmembrane transporter activity; L-aspartate transmembrane transporter activity. The coding region runs from base 358 to 1248 and encodes 296 amino acids. NCBI's taxonomy places the organism in Eukaryota, Metazoa, Chordata, Actinopteri, Acipenseriformes, Polyodontidae. The transcript is spliced from 9 exons. Gene Ontology annotation, biological process: malate-aspartate shuttle; L-glutamate transmembrane transport; aspartate transmembrane transport. The record is from RefSeq and is a predicted model, not a curated record.
GGCUGCAGAACCAGAGGAAUGGCCAGCAGGUGUACAGGAGCAUGUUGGAUUGUUUGAUUAAGACUGUGCGGUCUGAGGGGUAUUUUGGGAUGUACAGAGGUAAGAAACACAGCCACGUCAUUUAAACACUGGUGACUCGUGUCGCUGUGAACCUUGCUAGAGAAACCCAGCCACGCUGAAAUGCAUUUAACAUUCAUGUGCAAGUCUAAUGCUGUUCCUGUUAUCAGAGCUGUCCUGUAGCGUAGAAUUGUCUAUAAUACGGGAACAAACAUCAGGAGUUUCGUGGAUGCAAGCGAGCGGCUCCACCUGUUUGACUUUGGAAGUGCUCUAUCCUGAAGCCCAAGAUCUCACUUCAGUAUGGGGACGUCCCCGUGGAUUUUGAGGGCUAGCCGAUGUGGCACAGCCAUGCUGGAGGCAAAUCAUUUAACGGUUUACAGAACCUCUCACCUUUGUGCUGCAGUUAACCUGACCCUGGUCACCCCAGAGAAGGCAAUUAAACUGGCUGCUAAUGAUUUCUUCCGUCAUCGCCUUACCAAAGACGGGAAGGGGAUGAACGUAUUCAAGGAGAUGCUGGCCGGCUGUGGUGCCGGGACCUGCCAGGUUAUUAUAACCACUCCAAUGGAGAUGCUCAAGAUCCAGCUGCAGGAUGCUGGCAGAUUGGCCGCUCAGCAGAGCGUGAAGGCUCCCAUUGUGACCGGUGCAAAGCUGGCCAGUACCAGUGCAGUACCCCGCCGAGCCUACAAUGUGGGACCAGUUCCACUUAAUGGGAAAGUCUCUGCCUCACAGAUAGCACAGGAGCUGCUGCGAACACAGGGAGUCCGGGGCCUUUACAGGGGUCUAGGAGCCACAGUGCUGAGGGACGUUCCCUUCUCCGUCGUCUACUUCCCUCUGUUUGCGAACAUUAACAAGCUGGGCAAGCCAUCGGAAGAUGAGAGCGCCCCUUUCUACCACUCUUUCCUCGCUGGCUGCAUUGCUGGAUCCACAGCAGCUGUUGCUGUCAACCCCUGUGAUGUGAUUAAGACCCGUCUGCAGUCCUUGAACCGAGGAGCCCAUGAGGAGAGUUACAGUGGGAUCGUUGACUGCGCUAGGAAAGUGUUGAGGAAAGAAGGCCCCUCUGCUUUUCUGAAGGGAGCGGGUUGCAGGGCGCUGGUCAUGGCCCCUCUGUUUGGAAUCGUUCAAGUGGUCUACUUUGUGGGGGUGGGAGAACACAUCCUGAGUUACAGUCCGUACAAUGUGAUCUCUUCAUAGAGACCUGCCUUCCAAACUGUACCCCUUCACCCACAAAAACAACUACAUCUGCAAAGAAAAAGUAUUGAAUCGAACAACAACUCCUGUGCCAGCUCUGAAUAUCCGAAUAUCCGUGCGCCUGGGGAGCGCUGGUUUUGAGGGGGGAUCGGAAAGUUGAUGGUUUGGUAGUCCGUGAUGGGUCAAGAAUGAGCUGGAGCGUGUGCUGGACUUCUCUUGCCCUGAAUUGUAUUAUAGCUGUGUGUAUAUAUUUAACUGGUGUGGGGAUGUCUUCUGUAAAGGCUUUUGAGACUGGACAGGUAGUGGAUUGAGUUGUGAUGUUGGUUGCUUUAGCAGUAAGGGAGUGAUUCCUGCCUCUCUUGUCCCCAGCUUUGCUGUCCUCGAUCUGUUAACGAGCCUUUAGAAUGCAGACGCCCUGUUUUUGCCUCAGUAAGGACCCCUUGCUCAGUCAUCCUGCUCCUCAGGAGAGCUCGAGUCCUUCAGUGUUUGCUCAGUCUGUUUCCAUGCACGCUUCUUGCCAUGUCAUCCAUUUAGUGUUGAUACUGUGAGGGAACCAACCUGUCUCUCGCGUCGAGCUGCUAGAGCCCUGUUAUUUAUAAUGUGAGCAACAGCACUUGCACAGCAUUGCUGUAAAGCAAAAGGGUUCAAUUAUUAUUGGAAACCAAGCUGGGCAUGUCAGUCUGUGUUGAGUUGAAUCUGAAUUGUGUUUUGGGACCAAAUGUAUCACUAUUCUUUUAACUAAAUGGCUUUUUUUGGUAUAAAUUCACUUUUUUAGAUUUGCAUCUAAAAAAUGCAUCUGGGAUGAAAUGCUUUUUGUUUUUUUAAUAUUUUUAGGUUAACUAUGAACACAGUGGUGUAGGAAUUGUGGGGGCAUGUUUCACUGUUUGAAUGGAAAUGAACUUGCUGCAGAGUUGCACACGGACCUGUUUUUAUUUUUUGGCACUUGUUUUCCAAACCAGAAAUGGAAUUCUGCUGCGGUCCCAGCAGGAUGCGUUCUGGCACACCUAGUCACAGAAGUUUUUAAAGGGUUGGUUGAAAAACACUAGCGGUUUACUCCACACACAAGUUAUUUCUGACGUCAAACUGUAAUUGUGUUCAACAGCCAAUUCUGGACAAACCCUUCCCCAAGGGCUUAGGACAGUGAUGGUGUAAGAACCUAUAUAUAUAUAUAAAUAAUAUAUAUAUAUAUAUAUAUAUAUAUAUAUAUAUAUAUAUAUAUAUAUAUAAUAUUAUAUAUAGGAUAGGAGAGAGAGAGAGAGAGAGAGAGAGAUUUCUGUAAAGUUUUUGAUUUGUAUGUUUAGAAGGGUGGUGAACAAUGGGCAACGGUGCUAAAUAUUCAUAAAACUGUCCAGCAUCAAAGUGCUGGACUCUUAUAGCUAGUAAUGCAUCACAAGGGGCUUGUAUAAGAAACUGUCACGUCAUCCUAAGAUUGGUUUAAUCUUAACCAAGUACUGUUUACAUGAACUCUGCACGUUCCAAGUGCAGCAUUCAGCAAAUCCUCACUUCUGUAAUCUAGGCACCCAGCUUCGUUUCACAACGUUAUUAUUUUUAUUUUGUCUAUAUAUGUAUCUCUCUAUCUUGUAAUGUAUUAAGUGAAAUAAUAAAGCAGUCUCUUUGUA